AUGUCCGGAUAUAAAAAAGAUACAAACUUUGGUAAACACGAAUUAUCUACGUUCACGAAUCCUAAAAAUCUUAACGAAGUAUCUUCAAGGAAACUUUCAAGGACUAUGUCAGAUACAUCCCGUUCUGAUCCAGAGAAAAGCAAUUUUUUGCUUAAUAUGUUAAGGCCUGAUGUUGUGCAGAAUCAAACACAACUUCAUAGUCUGCCUGGUUUGAAUCCUAGCUCAAAUCCAAAUGCCGUGGAAAAGCCAGUUGGUAGUCCACUCACAGCCCCCAAACAGCCUUUCUUCAACAGUUUCAAUCCCUUUGACUUCUUAGAAGCGACAAGUCCUUUGUUGCAGCGUCAGUCACCCAACGCUACUGGUGCUAACUCAAUUACAGAUACAACUCGAAAAAAGGAUGUACGAUCCCCCUUGAGGCCUAAAAAACGACAAGAUACGACCUUUUCGAGUUUUGAAAGAACUGGAGAUUUUUUUAAGAUAAAGGAAGCCGAAACGAAACCUGCAUCUCCUCUACAUCCUUCCUCCAUUCCUGCAAAGGAAGAAAGAAGGGACCUGGAAGAGUAUCAUUUUUCUCAAUUUACGGACGAUAAUAAGCUUCCUCAUGAGGUUUACAGCAUUGAUCCACCUUUGGGUCGUUCGUUCACUCUUCCACCAUCAUGCGUAUCUUCCCCGUUGUUGACUGAUUCUUUCUACUCGAUAGCGAAGGCGAACCUUCCGUAUAGUUGCUUUUACGAACCGUUGACCUUGGCUGAUAAAAAAAAGCAGUAUGCUGCCUACGUUGAUCAAAACCUUGACCGAGUAUGCGUAUCGAACGAUGCUACCAAGAAGUUUUGUACAUUGGGUUGCGAAAGCCAAGUUGUCUACCUGGGCUUUGGAGAAGAUAAAUCAUCAAACGUUUAUUUACUUGCUGUUGAUUGCGAUGGUAAAGCUUCAGUUUGGAAUAUAGAUGACAGCGGAUAUGGUCCUAUUGCUUCUUUAGUUUUAAGUAUUCAUCAUCCUUUAUUGAGAGGCUGCACCUGGGUGUCUCGGGAUUCGAAUUUAAUUGGCUUUUUAGUGAAAAACAAAUUUUAUGUGAUACAGGUUCCAUUAAUCAGGAACUAUAUGAAACUUAAUUCAAUCGAACUUAUCGAGAAUUCCUCAGUCUUGAUUGUGGAGACUCCUUCUACCGUUGUUUCUUGCUCGUUAUCUAAAGAUAAAACCGUGCUAGCUUUGUUAGUCAAAUCUAAAGUAUAUUUGUAUCGAGUGGCUUUAUCCAUUGAUGCGAAUAUAGAAAAACAGCUUCUUUCUGUUCCUUUCGCAUUUAUAGAUUUAUGUUUGCCGUCGCCUGCUGACUGUAUCUUCUUUUUGUCUACAAGCAGGAAGGACGGUACAUAUCUAGAUAGAGUACUGUGUAUUUCAUACAACCGAAACUCUACUCUAUUCUUGUUUGAUCUUGGAUGUCGCCAAGUUACUCAAGAAAUCAACUUGAAGAAUGAAAAUCGAAAAUUCUCUCCGCACCUGCUAGGUGUUUCCAAAAAUCAUGACUUGAUAAUAUCUGUGUCAGGGGACUAUUUAGAUAUUUUCUCUUAUCACGCUUCUUCACCUUCUUCUGACCUCGAUCACUAUAACUCUUCCUCUUUUAUAAUGGCAGCUCUCAAUAGUGAUUUUUUUGGCGAAUCUGGCUAUAUUGGGGCUGUAAUGUCUAAAACAAUCUUAAACGACGGAAUUUUGUACUCAAAUCUGAUUUCGGAAAAUAACGAUGAACUCAAUUUACUCUUAGCCUUAACCAGCGGAUAUUAUUUGUUAGCUAUGGAUGCUGAUUGUUUUAGUAAAGAAGGGAAAUCACUGAACUAUCCAAUUCCCGAACAGCCUAUUUUAGCAUCUGCAUGUCUGGAAAAGGCCGACAAAGAGGCGAGCAUUCCCAACUUGGAGAAACUUAAACUUCCGAAUUCUGUUAAAGAAAUAGAAACCGCAGUUUCCGAAUAUGCAUCAAACAUCCUAAACUCCUCUUCAACUUGGCACUUAGAAUCUAUGAUUGAAGCAGUCACUCCGCAAAAUGAUGAAGUAUUUAGUUUCGUCAACAUGUUGCUAAAGAAAAGGGCAAACGAAAAACUGAAAGAGAGGUUACCGAAUCAGAUUGCGUCGUUAAUAAAGCAGUCGCUUGGCUCACAUCUAAAUUCUACUAUAAACACUCAAUUGAAACAGACGGUGGAUGAAUGUAUUCAAGAGCCAUUGGACUCUUACGUACCCACUGCUUUUAAAUGUGAAGAACCGGAAUUACUCAAAAACUCGUUAGUAAAAAUAAAGUCUCAAAAUCAAGACAAGUCAAUGGCUAUGUCUGCUCUCGCUACACGUGUAAGCUCUAUUUCAACGAUUUUAGACAAUAAGAACACUUACGAUGGUAGUUCGUACCCGGUGAGCUCUAAUGAUAUUUCAGACCGCCUUAAUGAUCUUUCAAAAAUGAUUGAUGCUACGAAAAAUGAAGAAGCUUUAAUCUAUUUCACGAAAUUUCCAAACGUCUCUACGUUUCGAAUGUUAAAAAGAAUACCUGACUAUGCUCUGGAUGAAUGUUCGUUUGUUCAUUUAUUGACGUUCAUUUAUACGUUAUCAACCUUUGAAUUUGAAGAUGAUGAUCUCAAAAAGCUGUGCAUACAAUUAAUGUCAAGGGCAACUUCUCGUCUGCGUGCUAUGGAAGCGCCGCAUUUAACUGAAAAGGUUAAAAUUUUACCUGAACUUUUCCCUACAGUUGUCGACAUUACAUUGAAAAAUGUUGAGACAAUUUUAGCUCAGCAAAUAGUCGUUGGCUAUGAGACAAAGUACGAAUUCUUAAAAACCUCUCUCAAAUCUUUACAAAAAGAGCUGAGUGCUUUUUACGAUGUUUCAGUUUGA
Molecule: messenger RNA, 2868 nt
Organism: Schizosaccharomyces cryophilus OY26
Lineage: Eukaryota; Fungi; Ascomycota; Schizosaccharomycetes; Schizosaccharomycetales; Schizosaccharomycetaceae
Exons: 1
Coding region: 1-2868 (955 amino acids)
Molecular function (GO): protein binding
Source: RefSeq, a predicted model, not a curated record